Messenger RNA from Nematocida homosporus, 396 nucleotides. Its product is annotated as large subunit ribosomal protein L35Ae. NCBI's taxonomy places the organism in Eukaryota, Fungi, Microsporidia. The transcript has a single exon. The record is from RefSeq and is a predicted model, not a curated record. Bases 1 to 396 code for a protein of 131 amino acids. Gene Ontology annotation, cellular component: ribosome; cytosolic large ribosomal subunit. Gene Ontology annotation, biological process: ribosomal large subunit biogenesis; cytoplasmic translation. Gene Ontology annotation, molecular function: structural constituent of ribosome.
AUGAAUAGUACUACGAUCGUUCCAAAAACCGAACAGGAAUAUGCUGAGUACAAAGCUAAUAGAGAAAACGUCACUAUUCCAGCCACCUUCAUUUCACCAAGAAGGGGCCAAAGACGUACUUAUGAUAAGACUUCUUUACUUAGAAUAGAUUCAGUUGUGACCAGAGAACAAGCUAAGCGUUAUAUUGACCACGGCGUAGAGGCUUACAUCGCUAAGACAAAGGUUCAGGCGUCCGGAUUCAAAGAACGGGUUGUACGAGGUAUCAUUACUGGGGUUCACGGGAACUCAGGAGUUCUACGGGCUAAGUUUGAGAAGAGUCUUACUCCCAGCCAGAUGGGAUCUUAUGUUUACGUUACCCUCUACAAGGCCAACAAGAACUACAUCCAAAAGGACUAA